AUGAGAUUUGCCGACUUCGCUGUCGAUUUGGCAGCGGUACUCAGCGCAUCGCGCUCCGUGGCAUCCAAGCAUGUCGCGCUGAGAGGUCGACAGCUUGAGAGCUUCACAAAGGCGUCAAGCUUGACGCGCAAAUCCCCGACGGCGCCUCAGCAUACACGAGACAACGCCACAAUACAGACAACAGCGACCACGCCCGAGGACGUGAAAUCCCAAACACAGGCUAUAACAGAAGUGUUUCCCUCUCAAAAUGAGGCUACCCCUCAAGCCACUCACAUCCCACACACAGCUCCAAGCAACUUUCAGCCCCCUAAUAUCAGAAAUGCAUCCGGAAUUCGACCAAACUCUGGAUCCGUUCUCUCCCAGUUAAGGCAAUCGAGCCCUUCUGGAUUUCCCUGGUCAGAUGCGUCGCCAUUGGAGGCAAAGGAGAUAGAUGCCAAGGCCUCCGCAGCAACUCCUGCAAGCACGGGGCCGACAGCCUCAUACGGCGCCCCUGUAUCCGAGGACCUCGACGACCUUCCACCAGGUGUCAACGUCAAUAUCUUCCAUAGCUCCCGUGCAGCUAAGCUGCUGGGUAAGGAUGAAGACCAGGCGAAGGUUACUUUUGGGAACCGGAAGAAGCUUAAGCCCGUUGGUCUGCCAGAAUUUGUUGAUUUCUCCAGAUCGGUGAAGGAUAGCCAGAGGGCUACGUCUUCGCCAGAGACCAACCCAAAGUCUACUCAGGAAGCCCCCGAACCCCGCGUGGUAAAAAAUGGCACCGUCAGUAAAGCCAAGCCGAUUACUUCGGAAUCCCAAGAAGCCGGGGUGCCUGUCCCAACGUCUGCUCAACCGGUUUCGAAAGACGAGCCGUCGAUUGAGGCUGUUCUGGAAGCCGUGGCUGACCAGCCAGCCCCACCAGCAUACGUCCUCCGAGAAUCAAAAGUGCCGGCUACCCGUUUGAGCAGGCUUUGGAACUACGGCGGCCUAGCAGCGGGCAUGAUGGGGGGUGCCAUCACCGAAAGCAUCGGCAGGGCGUUCGGCGGUAAGGGCGAAGGUUCCGUGUUGCUCAGCGCUGGCAAUAUGGAGAGACUCGUUGCAAAGCUCUCGAGAAUGCGCGGCGCCGCCUUGAAGAUGGGCCAGAUGAUGAGUUUCCAGGACACCAAGAUGCUUCCCGGACCGAUCCAGGAGGUCUUGCAGAGGGUGCAGGACCGCGCCGACUACAUGCCGGCAUGGCAGAGGGAUAAGGUCAUGGCGGCAAACCUGGGUCCGGAAUGGCGCGAUCUCUUCGAAGAGUUCGAGGAGAAGCCCGUCGCCGCCGCAUCCAUCGGCCAGGUCCACCGAGCCACGCUCAAAGAUGGCGGUCGUAAGGUUGCCGUCAAGAUCCAGUUCCCGGGUGUCGCCGACUCCAUCAACUCGGAUCUCGACAACCUCAGCAUCCUCCUGACAGCGACCAAGCUUCUCCCCAAGGGCUUGUAUCUGAACAAGACCAUCGACAACGCGCGGCUCGAACUCGGCUGGGAAUGCGACUACGAGCGCGAGGCCCAGUGUCUGGUCCGCUACAAGGAGCUGCUCGCCGACGAGCCCGAUACGUUCCUCGUGCCCAAUGUACACCUCCAGGCCUGUGGCAAGAACGUCCUAACAAUGGACUGGAUGAAGGGCGUCGGCGUCACUCGGGUAAAGUCGUUUACCCAAGAGCAGAAGGACUGGAUUGGCACGCAGAUCCUACGCCUUUGCCUGCGGGAGAUCACCGAGUUCAAAUUCAUGCAGACGGACCCCAACUGGACCAACUUCCUCUACAACGCGGCGACCAACAGGCUCGAGCUGCUCGACUUUGGCGCCUCGAGGGAGUACCCCGACGAGUUCGUUACGCAAUACGUUGAGCUGCUCGCAGCGGCCUCGAAGACGGACCGCGAGGGUGUGAAGCAGCUCUCGGAGAAGUUGGGGUACCUCACCGGCCACGAGAGCAGGACCAUGGUGGAUGCGCAUGUCAAGUCGGUGCUCACCCUGGCGGAGCCCUUUCUCGACUCGGCCCCUGAGGUUUAUGACUUCCAUGACCAGACCAUCACCGAGCGGGUCAAAGCUCUCAUCCCCGUCAUGCUGCACGAGAGACUUGCGCCGCCGCCAGAGGAGACCUACAGCUUGCACCGCAAGCUGAGCGGUGCCUUUUUGCUCUGUGCAAAGCUUGGAAGCAGGGUUAGAUGCCGCGAGAUGUUUGCGGAGAGUUUGAGGAAGAAAGGGUACACUGUUUAA
Messenger RNA from Colletotrichum graminicola M1.001, 2226 nucleotides. Its product is annotated as ABC1 family protein. Gene Ontology annotation, molecular function: kinase activity. The transcript has a single exon. Lineage: Eukaryota; Fungi; Ascomycota; Sordariomycetes; Glomerellales; Glomerellaceae. Bases 1 to 2226 code for a protein of 741 amino acids. Gene Ontology annotation, biological process: ubiquinone biosynthetic process. Gene Ontology annotation, cellular component: extrinsic component of mitochondrial inner membrane. The record is from RefSeq and is a predicted model, not a curated record.